CGGCGGGGCCUCCGCCCGCGGCCUCGGACGCGCCGCUCGUGGCCCCGCCCCUAUAAUAUAAGGGGCGGCCUCAGCGCGGCCCCGAGCGCGGUCGCCGCCUCUCCCGCAGCCGACCCGCGCACGGGCACCAUGGCAGACCAAUCUUUUGUGACUCUAGCCACAAAUGACUCCUAUGUGAAAGGAGCACUGGUACUUGGUUCAUCCUUGCAACAGUACAGAACAACAAGGAAGCUGACUGCACUCAUAACUCCUCAGGUCUCAGAUCUUAUGAGGAGAGUGCUGGAAAAGGUCUUUGAUGAAGUCAUAUUGGUAAACGUCUUGGACAGUGGGGAUUCAGCACACUUGGCAUUAAUGAAAAGACCCGAGUUAGGUGUCACACUAACAAAACUUCACUGCUGGGAAUUGACACAGUUUACAAAGUGUGUUUUCAUGGACGCAGACACAAUGGUUUUGUCAAAUAUCGAUGAGCUUUUUGAGAGAGAGGAGCUGUCUGCAGCACCAGAUCCAGGCUGGCCUGACUGUUUUAAUUCAGGAGUUUUUGUUUACCGACCUUCCAUUGAAACGUACAAUCAGCUGUUACAGUUUGCCACAGAGAAAGGCAGCUUUGAUGGUGCAGAUCAGGGGUUAUUAAACACCUUCUUCAGCAGCUGGGCAACAACAGACAUGAGCAAACAUCUACCAUUUAUUUAUAAUUUGAGCAGCACUUCUGUAUAUUCCUACCUUCCAGCAUUUAAAGCGUUUGGUGCAAGUACUAAAGUGGUGCAUUUCCUGGGAAGCACAAAGCCAUGGAACUACACAUAUGACUCCAGAACAAAAAGCAUAAAAGGCAACAUGGACGACCCUAAAAUAGUUCACCCAGAAUUCCUCAACAUGUGGUGGGAUACCUACAUAGCUGAUGUUUUACCAUUAUUAGAACAGCAUGGAAUUGUUAAAGAAAUUACGACAGGUGUAAACAUGCUAUCGGGCUUGGUCUAUACUCUGGCUUUCUCUUGUGGCUUCUGUAGAGAGGCAGAGGUUACAGAGGCAGUGUCCCACUUAUCAGUAUCACCAGUAUUACCAACUGAAUCUUCAGAAGAACGCAAGGAACGGUGGGAACAGGGCCAAGCUGACUAUAUGGGAGUGGAUUCCUUUGACAACAUCAAGAAGAAACUUGAUACCUACCUUCAGUAGAAAUGCCUGUCUCAAACAGUGGUCAUGCAAGGACUUGUUCCAGAACUAACAGCUAGAAAGGUAUAGAUGGUGGUCAGUUACACUUGCUAGUAGCUUGAUGAAAAACUCCUUGGCUGAAGGCCUCUGCAGUGCUACAGAUGAAGACUGAGCAAAAGCUAGGAAGCAGAAUUCCUUGGGCCACCUAUUACUGCCCAAUUUCCAAUUCUCCCUACUAGAUAAAACCAGGUAUUUUCAGCUUAAAAUUUUUUCUGUUGUGAUCAAUUGGCUCAAGAUAUUCCUGAAACUGGGUUUGUUGCCUCACCUCAUUAAGGUGAUUAGCAUUGAUUCCUUUGCUUGCUGUUUUAGAUGUAAAAUCUAAUUCAUGAGAUUGCUCAUACACUGGAGUGGUAGCCAUUCUGCUUUACCAUAAAUGUAUUAAUGACACUGGGAUACAUACGGUUGUAACAGUAAUAGCACUGCUUUGCUCUUCCAGUCACAAUUGCACUGAAAUUUUGACCAGGUUCUUACGCACAGUGCCUACAGCAUGGCAGAAUGCGUUUUUCAGUUCUGUAUACUAUGGGACUAGUAAACUGAGUUUUAUCUGUUCCUUGCAAUGUUGCACUUGAUACAAAAAUAAAAAGUUGUCAUGCA
Molecule: messenger RNA, 1800 nt
Organism: Myiozetetes cayanensis
Lineage: Eukaryota; Metazoa; Chordata; Aves; Passeriformes; Tyrannidae
Gene: GYG1
Product: glycogenin 1
Exons: 8
Coding region: 130-1170 (346 amino acids)
Cellular component (GO): cytoplasm
Molecular function (GO): glycosyltransferase activity
Source: RefSeq, a predicted model, not a curated record